AUUUGCGUAUCGUGCAUGUCGGUUUCUCGACCCCGCUACCCCGCAUCGAUCUGACCGUCUUCGUAGUCGUGUUCUAGUCCUUGUCGUACAUGCUUGUUUGAGUGUACAAUCGGCAUCGGCUGCCAAAAAACUGUUAUUUUCCAGAACUGAUUUAUUAGAGUUAAGCAAUCUACAAUGUCUACUCCCGACAAAGAUGAACUAGUCCAAAGGGCCAAAUUGGCCGAACAAGCCGAACGGUAUGAUGAUAUGGCUUCGGCUAUGAAGGCCGUAACAGAAACUGGGGUGGAGUUAAGCAACGAAGAGCGAAAUUUGCUUUCUGUUGCGUACAAAAAUGUUGUGGGUGCCCGGCGAUCCUCGUGGAGGGUCAUCUCUUCAAUUGAGCAAAAGACUGAGGGUUCUGAGCGGAAACAACAGAUGGCAAAAGAAUAUAGAGAAAAAGUAGAGAAAGAGCUUAGGGAGAUAUGCGACGACGUCUUAGGUCUCCUUGAUAAAUAUCUUAUUCCAAAAGCGUCAAAUGCCGAAUCGAAAGUUUUUUAUCUUAAAAUGAAAGGCGAUUACUACAGGUACCUCGCAGAAGUCGCGACGGGAGACACUAGAAAUACUGUCGUGGACUAUUCCCAGAAGGCUUACCAGGAUGCUUUUGAAAUCUCAAAAGCCAAAAUGACACCUACCCACCCCAUCAGGCUGGGUUUAGCCCUCAACUUCUCCGUAUUCUACUAUGAAAUACUAAAUUCACCAGACAAAGCCUGUCAGUUAGCUAAACAGGCUUUCGACGACGCCAUAGCCGAGUUGGACACCCUAAAUGAAGACUCCUACAAGGAUAGUACCCUAAUCAUGCAGCUCCUCCGAGAUAACCUCACAUUAUGGACGAGCGAUACGCAGGGGGAGGCGGAUGAGCCGCAGGAGACUGGAGAUAACUGAAGUGUCAAGUCCCCCAUUUUCAAACUAUUCGUUAUAAAUGAAAUUUCAUGUAAGUUAACGUCUCCGUGGAACUUUAUUGUGAAGUUUCAUUGACAGUUUGUAAGUUUCUCGGCGAUGAAACUUUUGAUAUUUAACAGUGUUUUUAGAAGAUAUGUAAAAUCGUUAAAUUAAAUUUCACAUUAUCACACAACCGGGUAACUUCCACAAAACAACAUUUAAUACCAUUACCUAUUUGCUGACAGUUGUGUGAUUGAAUGUCAAUUUCUUCAUCUUUUAUUAUAAUUGUUUUUAUAUUUAAUUAUUUUAUAUAUUAUAUAUAUCCCUCCCCAAAAACGUGUAAUUAAUUUUGACGUUUUAUUUUUCAAGCACAGUUUUUCAGUUCUAACUUGUUAACUAUUAAAAUUAUUAUUUAAAACGUUGUUUUAGUUUGUUUCUGUUUGUUUUUUCCAUUACGUAAGUCCAAGUCAUACCUGUUACCUCUAUUUAAGUUGGUCAUCGCUUUAUUCUUACCUAUCCACGUUUUUAAAUUAUUUUGCACUACGCGGUCCCAGUGGGUCCUUCCCCCUCCAACCCUAUGUUCCAAUUUCCGAUCACUUUGGAUGUGCUAUAUAUAAAUGUAUGAAUAUGUAUUUAAAUAAACGCUACCAGCUCUAUUUGUUUUCUGUUGUAUCUGUCAAGUAUAUUUGUCAGAUAAAAGAAUAAAUUUUUCAAAAUCA
Molecule: messenger RNA, 1637 nt
Organism: Sitophilus oryzae (rice weevil)
Lineage: Eukaryota; Metazoa; Arthropoda; Insecta; Coleoptera; Curculionidae
Gene: 14-3-3zeta
Product: 14-3-3 protein zeta
Exons: 6
Coding region: 175-921 (248 amino acids)
Biological process (GO): signal transduction
Cellular component (GO): cytoplasm
Source: RefSeq, a predicted model, not a curated record